Messenger RNA from Fomitopsis serialis, 1554 nucleotides. RefSeq names its product glycosyltransferase family 22 protein. The transcript has 9 exons. Gene Ontology annotation, biological process: GPI anchor biosynthetic process. Gene Ontology annotation, molecular function: alpha-1,2-mannosyltransferase activity. NCBI's taxonomy places the organism in Eukaryota, Fungi, Basidiomycota, Agaricomycetes, Polyporales, Fomitopsidaceae. Gene Ontology annotation, cellular component: endoplasmic reticulum membrane. The record is from RefSeq and is a predicted model, not a curated record. The coding region runs from base 1 to 1554 and encodes 517 amino acids.
AUGCGAUCCUCAACUGCCAUCGCCAUCGCCCUAGCUGUCCGAGUCUCUAUAGCACUUCUCACGCGCACGUUCUUCCAGCCCGACGAGUACUUCCAGUCCCUCGAGGUCGCACAUCACCUCGUCUUUGGCUAUGGUCAUCUAACCUGGGAGUGGCUUGCUGCUCAACCUAUCCGGAGUAUCAUCUACCCUGCGCUCAAUGCCCCUGGCCUGGAUGCCACCAAGCUAUUGAUAUGGGGCCCGAAGAUCGUGCAUGGCAUUUUUGCCGCAUGUACUGAUAUAUGGGUGUCUUCAGUACGCCCCUACUGUGUCCAGUACUUCCUGUCACUCACAUCGUUUUUCCAUGCGCUUUCGCUCUCUCGCUCUAUCUCCAACUCGCUGGAAACGACUUUGACUACCGUUGCUCUCAGUCACUAUCCAUGGGAUAAUACUGUUCCACCCAAGAGGCAAGUAUACAUACGGCGAUUCUUGGCUACUGCUGCUCUAGCUUGUGCUGUUCGGCCCACCAACGCUGUGAUCUGGAUCUACAUGUCAGCGCUACUCCUUUGGCGGCUUCGUCACCAACCACGCAAUAUGGUCGUCCUAAUUCUCAGUGCCGCAGCCGUAGGCCUGCUCGUAACUCUGGCUGUCGUCUUACUAGACUCAGCAUGCUACGGCUCCCCAACAUACACGCCCCUGAACUUCUUACGCACCAAUCUCUCUUCGGUCUCACUAUUCUACGGAAUUAAUCAGUGGCAUUACUACUUCUCGCAGGCAGUCCCCAUUCUCUGCACAACGGCUCUCCCUUUCGUCCUCCACGGUGCUUGGCUCGCAGCGCACUCUCCAAAUCCGGCCUUGAAGGUGUUGCUGGGACUAAUCGUUUGGACCCUCGGCGUGUACUCGCUUGCCGGCCACAAGGAGUGGCGGUUUAUCCACCCGCUUCUCCCCCUGAUGCACAUCCUCGCUGCAAAGUCCCUCGUGGAUACAACACCGCGCGUGUCGAUCCAGAAGUCUCGCCUGUUACUGCUCCUCGCCACGUUGCCACUGGCCGCAUACGUCGUGCUUUUCCAUUCGCGAGGACAAAUCGAGGUUAUGCAUUACCUGCGAGACUUGCCGCCCGAGGAAGUCCAUUCCGUGGGCCUAUUGAUGCCCUGUCACUCAACUCCGUGGCAAGCGUAUCUGCACAGGCCCGAUCUGGCCAGCCCGGGAAAACUCUGGGCUCUCGGUUGCGAGCCUCCCAUAACAGGUCAAAAUUUGAGUUUCUACAAAGACCAGACUGACGUGUUCUAUGAGUCUCCGGCAAACUAUUUGCGCACCCGGUUCCCAAAUACCGUUGACCCGGCUUUCCCUCCGUCACCGAUGCCGUACACGCCUCCGGGGGCGACCAAUCCCGAACACGGAGAUUGGAUACACGAGUGGCCUGAAUACCUAGUGAUGUUCGGGUCACUGUUGCACGAUGGCGAGGUACGAACUACUUUGGAAAGUAAAAGGUACCGCGAGGUCUGGAAGAUGGAGUCUGGGUGGGAGGGAGACUGGCGAAGGCAGGGAGGGGUCAGGGUUUGGCGGUUCCAGCCAUAG